AUGACUGUCGUCCACAUCGUUCUCUUCAAAUUCCGCCCCGAGGUCCCCCCCUCCCAUAGAGAGACCUUCACAACCGAACUCAAGACCCUGAAGAAUCUCUCCUGCGUCAAGAACCAACGCCUCGCCGUAGGCGGUCCGUCUAUCACAGAUCCUAUUGAGCGUAGCAAGGGUUAUCAAAUCUGUUUGUUAAGUUUUCAUGAGAGUCCUGCUGCGUUGGCGGAGUAUCAAGCCAGCAGUGAACAUCAUAGGGUAACGAGUCAGUACUUGUGGCCGUAUGUUGAGGAUGUUACAAGGUUUGAUUUUGAGGUUGAUGAGAAGGAUGAAGAUUCUUUCGAGAGGAGUUUCGGAUUUGCCAAAUGA
Messenger RNA from Fusarium coffeatum, 360 nucleotides. RefSeq lists its product as uncharacterized. The transcript is spliced from 3 exons. Lineage: Eukaryota; Fungi; Ascomycota; Sordariomycetes; Hypocreales; Nectriaceae. The record is from RefSeq and is a predicted model, not a curated record. The coding region runs from base 1 to 360 and encodes 119 amino acids.